Antechinus flavipes (yellow-footed antechinus) is the source of this 2108-nucleotide messenger RNA. Its product is annotated as immunoglobulin superfamily member 1-like. The transcript is spliced from 4 exons. Lineage: Eukaryota; Metazoa; Chordata; Mammalia; Dasyuromorphia; Dasyuridae. The record is from RefSeq and is a predicted model, not a curated record. Gene Ontology annotation, cellular component: plasma membrane. The coding region runs from base 862 to 1659 and encodes 265 amino acids.
UCCCCAAUCCCAGCAUUUCAUCGUCACAUGGCUUCCCACUAUCUCCAGCAACAACAGUGACCAUCUGGUGCCAAAUGCCAUCACUGUCAUCCUCUCAAGACUACAUUUUUGCCCUCCUGGAGGCAAAGAGCCUGGAGCCCUUGCAGCUGCAAAGUCCUACAGAGAGCCAAGCUGCUUUCUCACUUCCAUCUGUGAAGGCUGAGGACACUGGGAGCUACAGCUGUAUUUACUACAGGAAGACACCCCCCUACAAAGGGUCGAAUCCCAGCCUGGCUCUGGAGCUGAGUGUGUCUGGUGACUAGAGAUGGACACAUCCCCAGUGUCCAAUUCCAUCCGCAACAUAGGGGGGCCCAUAGAGCUAUGGCGACAGAAUAAAAUCCACAGAUUGUUGAGGGAAGAUUUGGGGGAGGGGAGACUCUGGUACUCUAUCCUGUUCUAUAAGGACUCAGAUUUGGGCCUCAAGAUAAUGUGAUUGGUCUCAGCCAAGAAAGUGGGAACAGAGGCAAAAUUUCUAUUAUCCCUGGCAUUGGGUGGUAAAAAGAGGGUGCCUAGAAAUGACAUAGGACCUUGACAACUGUCACCCCUUUCUCCUCAGGACCACUCCCCAAGCCUACACUCUGGGCCAAAGCUGACCUUGUGGUGGCCCCAGGGACCAACAGCACUCUGUGGUGCUCAAGACCCAGGCUGUCUUCUCUUAAGGAAGUGACCUUCACUCUGUGGAAGGCUGGGACGCCAGAGCCCUUACAGCAGCAGCCCUCAGCGGAUCUCUGGACUGAUUUCUCCCUCCCCUCAGUGACACCCGGAGACACUGGGAGCUACAGCUGUACUUACAAGGACAGGACAGCCUCUGGUAGAGAAUCAAUGCACAGUGAUGCCCUGGAGCUGGUGGUGCCGGGUUCUCUGUCCAAACCUUCCCUCUCAGCCCUCCCAGGCCUGGUGGUGGAGCCUGGGCAGCAUGUGACUCUCCAGUGCAGGCAGCCCCCUCAGUCAGCACUCUGGAGAGCGACAUUCACUCUGCUGAAGGUGGGCAGCCCUCAACCCCUGCAGAGCCAGAGCCCAGCUGGGACCUCAGCUGUCUUCCCCCUCCUCUCUGUGGGGGCCCAGGAUGCUGGCAAGUACACCUGUGUCUACUAUGAAAGAAUGGCUCCAUUCCAGGUGUCUGAGCCCAGUGAGGUCCUAGAAAUCUGGGUGACAGAUGCACUCCCCAAACCCUCCCUCUCAGCCUGGCCUGGCCUAGAGGUGGUGUCUGGGACCAAUGUGACUUUCAUAUGCUGGGGACCCUCAUGGACUACUAGAUUUGUCAUAUACAAGGAGGGAGUUGAGAGAAUCCUGCCCAGAAUGGAAACCCAUGAAGAUCAAGCCCAAUUCUUCCUGACUCAUGCCACCCCCAAGGACUCUGGAAAUUACAGCUGCAGUUACCAGAUUUGCACCAGUAGAAGUAUAUGGAAACAACCUAGUAAUGCCCUGGGGCUUCUAGUAAGAGAUUCCACCCAAAAGGAUUAUACUGUGGGGAAUGUCAUACGCAUUGGCCUGGCCGCACUAGUCCUUAUAAUCCUAGGGUUCAUCUUGGGUAAGGAAUGGAAGAACUGGAGGAGGACGAAGGGCAGAGGCCCCAAAAUGACCCUAAAGCUUGAACAGCCUGGUCAGGAACCUAGAUGAAAAAAAGGAAGGAAGACUACCUAAUGUUUGAGUUUCUGUGGAAAUGAUACCUCCUCAAGUAUGUGCCCCUGCCUCCUGUCUGGAUUACCAUUCCUCCUCUGUUUUGGCCUCUAGAAUCAUUAGCUUCCUUUGAUAAACUUCUCAGGUGCGAAAUCCUUCCCUGACCCUGGCUGGUACUACUACCCCUCCCUCAGUUCUUGACAUCUUCCCUCUCUUGAAAUGACUAUGUAACUUUUGUUAACUUAGUAUUUGCUCAUCAUAUACAUCUUGUAGCUGUAUAUCUACAAUGUAAUCUCUUUGAAAUAAUGUAGUGCCUUUGAAGGAAGGGGUUAAAUUUUUUCAGCUUUAUUUUUGCAUCAACAGCUUGAACAUGCUUUGCACAUAGUGGAUAUAAUAAGCAUUUGUUGAAUGGAUGAAUCAAUAAAUGAUACAAUAUGAUAUAAUGAACA